Molecule: messenger RNA, 2054 nt
Organism: Coregonus clupeaformis (lake whitefish)
Lineage: Eukaryota; Metazoa; Chordata; Actinopteri; Salmoniformes; Salmonidae
Product: succinate--CoA ligase [ADP-forming] subunit beta, mitochondrial
Exons: 11
Coding region: 32-1423 (463 amino acids)
Biological process (GO): succinyl-CoA metabolic process; tricarboxylic acid cycle
Cellular component (GO): succinate-CoA ligase complex; mitochondrion
Molecular function (GO): succinate-CoA ligase (ADP-forming) activity; ATP binding
Source: RefSeq, a predicted model, not a curated record
UGCGGCCAAUUCGUUAGCUUGAGAAGGGAACAUGGCGGCGUCCCUGAUUUGCGGCCGACUGUCGGCUAGCCUGAGAAAUUCUGGGGCAAGAUCGACAUUCAACACUGCAUCCAAAGUGCUGGGUGGUUCCUCCGGCCUUCUUGGGGCUCAGCAGCAGCCCCCCAACCUUCAGCAGCAGCAGAGGAACCUCUCCCUGCAUGAGUACAUGAGCAUCGGCCUGCUCAAAGAGGCUGGCGUCUGUGUGCCCGAGGGCAAGGUUGCCAGCUCACCCGAUGAAGCCUACUCUGUUGCCAAGGAGAUUGGCACCAAGGAUCUGGUGGUGAAGGCUCAGGUGUUGGCUGGAGGCCGAGGCAAAGGCACCUUCGAGGGAGGUCUGAAGGGAGGAGUGAAGAUUGUCUACUCGCCAGAGGAGGCCCGGGACAUCUCCUCUCAGAUGAUUGGUCGUAAGCUGUACACCAAGCAGACAGGCGAGCAGGGCCGUAUCUGUAACCAGGUUUUCAUCUGUGAGCGCAGGUACCCCCGCAGGGAGUACUACUUCGCCAUCACCAUGGAGAGAUCCUUUCAGGGCCCCGUGUUGAUUGGCAGCUCUCAGGGGGGCGUGAACAUCGAGGAUGUGGCAGCGGAGAAUCCCGACGCCAUCGUGAAGGAGCCAAUUGACAUAAUGGAGGGAAUCAAGAUGGAACAAGCUGUUUCGAUUGCCACAAAGAUGGGCUUCCCUGCUGCUCUGAUCGACGACGCAGCUGCUAACAUAAUCAAGCUCUACAACGUCUUCAUGAAGUACGACGCCUCCAUGCUGGAGAUCAACCCCAUGGUGGAGGACGCCUCUGGCCAGGUGAUGUGCAUGGACGCCAAGAUCAACUUUGACUCGAAUGCAGCGUAUCGCCAGAAGAAGGUGUUUGACAUGCAGGACUGGACCCAGGAGGACGCCAGGGACCGACAGGCAGCCAAGGCUGACCUCAACUACAUUGGCCUGGACGGAUCCAUCGGCUGUCUGGUGAACGGGGCUGGUCUUGCCAUGGCCACCAUGGACAUCAUCAAGCUGCAUGGUGGCACGCCCGCCAACUUCCUGGACGUGGGGGGCGGAGCUACAGCCCACCAGGUGAUGGAGGCCUUCAAACUCAUCACGUCUGACAGGAAGGUGCAGGCCAUCCUUGUGAACAUCUUCGGUGGCAUCAUGAGGUGUGACAUCAUCGCUCAGGGCAUCAUCAUGGCUGUCACAGACUUGGACCUGAAGAUCCCCAUUGUGGUGCGGUUACAAGGAUCCAGAGUGGACGAUGCCAAAGCUCUGAUCGCCGCUAGCCCACUGAAGCUCCUGGCCUGUGACGAUCUGGACGAGGCAGCUAGAAUGGUUGUAAAGCUUUCUGAAAUUGUGUCGCUGGCUCAGGAGGCUCAUGUUGACAUCUCUUUCCAGCUUCCACUCUAAGCCACGCCCCUUGACCCUACGACCCCAUCUGAACCCCGACACCCCACCCCUUGAACAGCAAGAAGAGCCUCUCACUACUGAGAGAAUACUCCAAUACAACACAGCCCACCAACUCCUCUCUGUUAGUUCUGUUUCUCUCUCUCUCUCUGUGGCAAGACUCCAAAAUACACACACACAUACAGGUAACUGCCAAAUUAAAGGAAACUGAGUAAAUGAGGGAUACAAAUGCACCCACGGACGUUAGUUUCUUCUCCGCAAUGAGUCUGGAUAUGAGUACCUUCCCUACCCUUCUCCAAAUGCGAACACAUUCAGGGCCGUCUCAUUGGUCCAGAAACCGAUGAGUUGGGCCAGAGCCAGAACACACGUGUGUAAAGUGGCGGUUUGAAAAUGUAAUUGACUUUCAUACUCUGAUUGGUUAGAGACGAUCCAAUCGCUGAUUCCUUUGUUUUGUACAAUACCCCUUGUCACCACAAAUUACUUUAAUGAUGUCAGUCUGACUGUAAUAUGUAGCGAACGACAGAGCAGCAGAAUAAUUUAGUGUGAGUCAUCAGGCUAGGAUACAAAGUAUAUUAAAAGCAGGUGCUUCCACACAGGUGUGGUUCCUGAGCUAAUCAAGCAAUUAACAUCCCGU